GGCUCAAACCCUGUGACAGACGCUAUACUCAACACCUCUUCGAGCAGUGCUAUAUUCUGUUGUGUACUAAAUAGUGUAUCUUCCUGCAAUUGUAAGUACUCCAACAGAUCUUCCUGCUGUUAUUUGUGCUAUCCACUGUUCAACUCGAUCAUCAUUGGGUGGGUGUCUCAGCUUAUUAUAGCAUUCAAUGAGAAUUCCACUCCUUUCAUGGCUUUUCUUCAUGCCCAUAUGCUUACUUUCUCUCAGCUUCUAUGUUCCUAUGGUUUGCGGCAAAUAUCUUAACAAUCAGAAAGCCUUGUUGCUCCAAUUGAAGAAUAGCCUCAUUUUUGACAGUGCUUCAUCUACAAAAUUGGUGCACUGGAACAAAAGCAUCAAUUGUUGCUCAUGGGAAGGCGUGACCUGCAACAAGGGACGUGUUAUUGGUCUCGACCUCACCAAUAACUCUAUCUCAUGUCCACUUGACAAUUCAAGCAGCCUGUUCAAGCUUCAAUAUCUUCAGAAUCUGAAUUUAGCAUACAAUGACUUCAGCCGUUCUGAGAUUCCUUCAGAAUUUAACAAGUUGUCGAAUUUGGUUUAUUUAAACCUUUCGAAUACAGGCUUCCAAGGACAAAUUCCAAUUACAAUUUCGCAUUUAAAAGGAUUGGUUAGUCUCGAUUUAAGUGCAGAUGGGUACUACGGCGAUGACUUUUUGUUGAAGCUUAAGAAUCCAAAUCUAAAUAUGCUUCUUCAAAACCUUUCGAAGCUUACGGAACUUUAUCUCGAUGGUGUGGAUAUAUCAAUGCAAGGGUAUGAGUGGGGCCCAACAUUAUCAUUUUCACUACCAAAUCUAAGAGUGUUGAGCCUGUCAAAUUGUAAUCUGUCAGGGCCUUUUGAUCCGUCCUUGGCGAAUCUUGAAUCCCUCUCUGUUAUUGAUAUGAGCUAUAAUGAAUUAUCUGCUCCGAUUCCUGGUUUUUUGGCAGACCUAAAAAAUUUGACAACCUUGAUUUUCAGUGACUCUUCGUUGAAUGGAAAUUUUCCAGAAAGGAUCUUUCAAAUUCCAACAUUGCAAAUGGUUGACCUCUCAGAUAAUGAUCAACUUGAAGGUUUCUUACCAGAAUUUCUGUCGAAUGGAUCUCUUCAAACCCUAGUCCUUGGUAGAGCAUUUUUUUCAAGGUCAUUGCCAUAUUCGAUUGGAAACCUCAAACUAUUGUCUGAAGUUGAUCUUUCUUUUUGCAAUUUCAGUGGAGAAAUCCCGAAGUCAAUGGCAAAUCUCACCAAAUUGUUUCAUUUGGACUUGUCGAUGAACAGAUUCGUUGGACCAAUUCCAUCAUUAAGCAUGAGCAAGAAUCUGAAAACAAUAAGCCUUGGCAACAAUGAUUUAACAGGUCAGAUUACUUCCACUCGAUGGGUAGAUCUAUUGAAUUUGGAGACUCUUGAUUUGAGUUACAAUUCACUAGAAGGGAGUAUUCCAGUUUCUCUUUUUUCCCUUCCUUCAUUGCAAGAAUUACACCUUCAAAACAAUCAAUUUUCUAGCCAACUUGAUGAAUUUUCAACUACUCCUUACCUAUUGACUCAUCUUGAUUUAAGUCACAACAACUUGGAAGGGCAAAUUCCCAUGCCUGUGUUCAAACUACCUUCUCUUGGGCUACUUGAUCUUUCUUCAAAUCACUUCAAUGGCUCUUGGCAGUUUAGCAUGACUCAAAAAUUAAAGGAUCUUACCUUUCUCGAUCUUUCAUACAAUGAUCUCUCAAUUGAAUAUAGUGGAAUUAAUUUUUCACUAUUCUCUUUUCCCCAGUUUUCAACUUUGAGAUUGGCUUCUAACAAGUUGAAAAGAUUUCCAGAUUUCUUGCAAAACCAAUCCGCCUUAAACAUUCUAGACCUUUCAAACUGCCAAAUUCAUGGACAAAUACCACACUGGAUUUGGGAAUUUACUACAUUGAACCACUUAAAUCUCUCCAGUAACUACUUGGUGACACUAGAAAGACCUUUUCUCAAUGUUUCUUUCACGAGGGUGGUGGAUCUAAGCUCCAACAAACUCCAAGGGCCACUCCCGAUUCUCCCAUUUUUUAUUGAAUAUUUGGAUUUAUCCACAAAUAAUUUCCACUCGAGCAUACCAACUAGCAUCAUUAAAUCCAUGGUAAAUAUUCAUUUCCUUUCCCUUUCAAGCAAUAAACUUUAUGGGAAUAUCCCCAAAUCAAUAUGCAAUGCUACGGGUCUUCGUGUUCUGGAUUUAUCUAACAAUUUCUUGAGUGGCACAGUGCCCCAUUGCAUAUUUGAGAUGAGCGAGACUGGACCGGUGUUAACUGAGGCAAUUUUAGGGGUGUUGAAUCUAAGAGAAAACAACCUCUCAGGCAAAAUUCCUGAUGCGUUUCAAACCAAUUGUGGUUUGCAAACUUUAGAUCUUGGUGAAAACCAAUUAGAAGGAAAGUUUCCAAAAUCUUUGGCCAAGUGCAAAUAUUUGGAGUUCUUAGACACCGGGAAUAACAAGAUUGAGGAUACUUUCCCAUGUUACUUGAAGAAGAUAUCCAUGUUGCGUGUCCUUGUUUUGCAAUCAAACAAGUUUUAUGGACCUGUUGAUUGUCUGGAUUCUAAUGCCACUUGGCCAAUGCUUCAAAUUAUAAACUUAGCUUCAAACAAUUUUAGUGGUAAGCUGACAGAAAAGUCCUUUGGCGUCUUGAAGGCAUUUAUGGCAAAUAAAGAUGAGGCGGAAUUAGAGCUCAUUCAUCAACAGUUUCUGAUCUUUUCCCUGGAGUAUGGUUUUGAUUAUCAAGAUAAGCUGAGAAUUAUUGCCAAAGGUCUAUCCUUGAAUCUAGUGAAGAUCCUAACUAUUUUCAUCGUCCUUGACCUUUCAUGCAACAACUUUAACGGGCCUCUACCAAAGGAAAUUGGAAACUUCAAAUCACUAUACGUCCUCAACUUGUCUCAUAAUGUUUUCACCGGAAAUAUUCCAAAAUUUUUGGGAAAAUUAAGUAACCUCGAGUCACUAGACUUGUCAGGCAAUGAGCUUACUGGUGGCAUUCCUGUUGAACUUGCAGAUUGUCUAAUUUUCCUAUCAUUCCUGAAUCUUUCAUUCAAUCAAUUGUCGGGAAAAAUUCCACAAAUCAAGCAAUUUGCUACAUUCCCAAAAUCUUCCUAUAAAGGGAACAUAGGAUUAUGUGGCUUUCCUUUAGAAGAACAAUGCACAGGUGAAGGGCCGGGAUCGUCAACUCCACCAUCUGAAGAAUUUGACUCGAAUUCUGGGAUUGAAAUUGACUGGAACUUCUUAAGUGUUGAAUUGGGAUUUGUUUUUGGUUUUGGGAUUGCUAUUGGGCCUCUUAUGUUUUGGAAAAGGUGGAGGAUGUGCUACUACAAACAUGCUGAUGAAAUAUUUUUUAAGAUCUUCCCUCGGUUGUAUAUUACAAUAGAAAACCAUCGAAGACAAGCACGCAUGAACCAUAGACGAAAAGCUCACAGAAAUCAAGGUCGGAGGCAUGAGUGAUAUAUGGCUUGAUAUAUAUAUGAGCCAUGAGGAGUAAUGUUGUCAGAUUUGCAGGUGAUUUAUGGAAGGUGAGCAACGGGAUUUGGAAGCUAGCAUAAGUAACUAAUGUUGUUGCUAUUGUAUUUUAGCACUCCACUUUUUUACAGUUCGAUUGGCAAUAAAUGGAUAUGCUUUAAUAUAUAACUAGCUUUAAGUUUUAAUUUCGGUUAUGUCUUUUGUUUUAGGAAAAUAAAAACAAAAAAAAUACAUUGUCUCUUAGACUUUUGUCCAUAGAAUGUGUCCUCUACUCCGUCUAAAAUGGAGUAUGGGAUCUGUUUUAACUCUGUCUGGGAUAGAGUUGUGCUAUCUCUCAGGUGGUCUGAGAGAGGUUUGCAGCAUGGACUACACCAUGCCAGUCACAGCUAUGUAUUGCGGAGUCAUUAAUGUUGUAGUUGGCUUGUAAUGAAUGUUUCAAGUCAAAGUUGUAAAGUUCAUUAUUAAUGAAUGCAGUUUAUUUUAUAAAAAAUUAACAGUAGUAAGGUUUAUGCAAUAGAUGUUCUAGGGGAUAUAAAUAUGUAAUAUCCAAUUUGAGCUUUAAUAGCCAAAGUAACAUUUCGUGGAGUGCUAUGAAUAAAUAUUUCUUCAUCAUAUAGAUCAUUUCAUUUUCAGUCAUAAUAACUAUAUAUUGUGCAAUAGUUUAAGUGAAUAUUAAUUAGUUAUUUUGAUUGGAGAUGGAGAAUUUAGGAUGCAAUAGCCAUUCAAUAUUUUAGUUGUUGAUGUGUAUAUUUAAUUGCUAUAAAGUAUAUCGAGGGCAUGAAAGUGUAGCAGGAUUAAUGGGCUUGAGGAGGAACAAAAAGCACAAGAAAGAAGCUGUGGGCUUGACAGAGUUCCCUGUAAUGUUGCUUGAUGUCCGGCCAACCAAGAUAACUUGA
This is a messenger RNA of Juglans regia (Persian walnut), 4368 nucleotides long. Its product is annotated as receptor-like protein 7. The transcript has 3 exons. The record is from RefSeq and is a predicted model, not a curated record. Gene Ontology annotation, molecular function: protein binding. Bases 188 to 3457 code for a protein of 1089 amino acids. NCBI's taxonomy places the organism in Eukaryota, Viridiplantae, Streptophyta, Magnoliopsida, Fagales, Juglandaceae.